CUCCCUCUUCACUGGUUUGCUGUCCACUCAGUUAUUAAACCCGAGGCGACACGCUCACCAACCAGCAAUUAUCUCCUGAACGCCCUGAAGGGAAGUUUGUGCACCUGAGAGACGUUCUCUCCUGAUUUUUUUUUUUUUUUUAAUUUCGAAAAAGAAAUAUUUUUUUUAAAAAAACCUUUUGUGAUUCAGUGCAAUUGACAAUUGAACUUGGAUUCUCUGAUUGUUUUGAUAAAAAGAAAAAAAUUUUGUGAUUUUGUGCAAGGAUCAAAAAAAAAGUUUAAGUGCAAUUUUGGUGAUUUUCAUUUGGAGUAACGUAAAACAUAUUCAUCAUGCAGCAUCCACAGAUGUGGUCAGAGAUGCAAACAAUGUUUCAAAUAAACGGCACACCGCUAAUCGCUCAUCAUGGCGAAUAUCAUCAAAAUCCACCAAUUCGCCGCCAUCAGGAAUACAAUGCCUAUCUGAUGAAUCCCUAUUGGUAUCCGGAAAAUCAACAAGCUUCAACAACACCACCAUCAUAUGGAUUACCAUCAGUGACAUAUAAUUCCAAUUCUCAACAAUAUUUAAAUCAUUCACCACCACCUCCAUCAAAUGGUGCAUCACCGUGUCCCUCACAAACAUCACAAACAUCACAAGUAUCCUAUCAAUCACAACCAAGUCCCAAUCAAUAUUCUCCAAUACAACAUCAUUCCCCACCAAGUACCGCUCAUCUAAUUCCAAAUCAAUCCCAUUUAACAACAUCAAAUUUCAAUCAUCAUCAUCAUCAAGCACCGCAUCACUUUCCAGCAAAUCAAUUUUCCCCACAAUAUUUCCCAUCAAAUCACACCGCUUCAUAUAAUACAACUCAACAGUAUUAUGCUACCUCAAAUACAACAGCAUUUAAUUCAACGCACGUGCCAACUAGUCGUAUCUCACCCUAUCAUCAAUAUAUAUCAACAAUGUACAAUACAACAGCGCCAUCAACCAAUGAAAUUUUAAUUGAGAAACAAGAAUCAAAACCAAAAGCAACGACAAAUCGAAAAAGUAGCCGUUGCCAAUGUCCAAAUUGUCAAUUAGAAACUGGCUAUAAACUUGCAACUGAUGGUAAACGGGGACACACAUGCUUUUAUCCGGGUUGUGAUAAACUUUAUGGGAAAACAUCACAUUUAAAGGCACAUUUACGUGGUCACACUGGUGAGAAACCAUAUAUUUGUGAUUUUAUAUUUUGUGGUAAAAGUUUCACAAGAACUGAUGAAUUACAACGUCAUAGAAGAAUACACACUGGUGAAAAAAGAUUUACCUGUCCAACAUGUGAAAAAAGAUUUAUGCGCAGUGAUCAUUUAACUAAACACAUAAAAACACAUUUGAAACAAACUAAACAAACAACAAAAAAGAAGCAAACAAAUAACAUCAGUGAGAAUCAGGAGAAUUUACCACAAACUCGAAGAACAGUGACGCAUCCCGUUUCAGUACAACAACAACAACAACAACAGCAACAAGUGCCACAGUAUAUUGAUAAUUUAAAUUACCUCGCUAUUUAAAAUUCCCCUCAUUUUUUUUUAAACCAAACAGUAUUAUAAUUAUUUUUUCUUUUGUCGUAUCAGUGCCAUAAUUUCUCAAUUCCGUAUUGGCUAGAGAAAUAACUAAUUUUUUAAACAAAAAUUGUGAUUACUGUAUAAAAAACAAAUAUUUUUUUUUAUAUGGAACUGUUUUUUGCCAUAAAGAAAUUUUCUUAAUAUUUUGUUUAACAUGAAAUAGUUUUUAAAAGGACAAUUUUUUUACAGUGUUAUAUAUACCUGUGAUCCGAAUUACAGAAUUUAGAAAAAUAUAUUACAUUAAAAAAAAUUUUUUAAAUCUAAAAAGGUAGAAAAAAUAAUAAAAUGUUGAAAAAUACAAAGAAAGCAAUUUUGAAAAAUGUGUAAAAAUAUUGAAAUAUCGGAAAAUGAAAUAAAAUUUAUAUAAAAAUUAAGGAAUUUUCCGUCUUACUA
Leptopilina boulardi is the source of this 1964-nucleotide messenger RNA. RefSeq names its product transcription factor Sp9-like. Gene Ontology annotation, molecular function: DNA-binding transcription factor activity, RNA polymerase II-specific; RNA polymerase II cis-regulatory region sequence-specific DNA binding. Bases 330 to 1517 code for a protein of 395 amino acids. Lineage: Eukaryota; Metazoa; Arthropoda; Insecta; Hymenoptera; Figitidae. The transcript has 2 exons. The record is from RefSeq and is a predicted model, not a curated record. Gene Ontology annotation, biological process: regulation of transcription by RNA polymerase II.